This is a messenger RNA of Culicoides brevitarsis, 2082 nucleotides long. Its product is annotated as apoptosis-inducing factor 3. The coding region runs from base 48 to 1811 and encodes 587 amino acids. The transcript is spliced from 3 exons. The record is from RefSeq and is a predicted model, not a curated record. Gene Ontology annotation, molecular function: flavin adenine dinucleotide binding; 2 iron, 2 sulfur cluster binding; oxidoreductase activity, acting on NAD(P)H. Lineage: Eukaryota; Metazoa; Arthropoda; Insecta; Diptera; Ceratopogonidae. Gene Ontology annotation, cellular component: cytoplasm.
GUGUUUCGGCUAAAAUUUAAAUAAAAAUCGAAGAAAAAAGCUCAAAAAUGGGAAAUUGCGUUUCAAGAUCGAGAAAAGGAAAAUUCGUGAUAAACGAGAACAACAAUUGUUUUGUUGUGAAUAUGCCGCACAAAAAACAUGCAACAAGUGUUUCAAGUGAAGAAACGAACAAAAUGCCUGCUUCAACACAACAAGAGCCUAACAAUGAUUUUGUCGAAGGCGUCGUUUGCAAAGAAACGGAUCUAAACGAAAAUGAGAUGAAAACUUUCGAAUUGGGCGAUCACGGCAAAGUCUUAGUCGUCAAGCAACACGGACAAUUCAAAGCUGUCGGCACAAAAUGCAGUCAUUACGGCGCUCCUCUCGUCACCGGAUCCCUUGGCGAUGGUCGAGUUCGUUGCCCCUGGCAUGGCGCUUGCUUCAAUUUAACCACAGGCGACAUUGAAGAUUUCCCAGGCGCCGAUUCGCUUCCUUGUUACCAAGUUAAUGUCGAAAAAAAUGGCGACGUGAAGGUCCGUGCUCGCAAAACUGAGUUGGAAACAAACAAAAGGGUCAAAAAAUUAGCGUUGCGCGACAACAACGACGAACGAACAUUUGUAAUUGUGGGCGCUGGACCAUCCGGGGCUAUUUGCGCCGAGACAUUACGUCAAGAGGGAUUCACCGGAAGAGUUGUUUUGGUCGGCGACGAGCCUUAUUUGCCUUAUGAUCGGAUAAAAGUGACAAAAGCAAUGAAUGUGACAGUCGAUAAACUGCUGAUUCGCGAUCAAACGUACUACGACACGAACUCGAUCGAGACAAUGAUCGGCGUAAAGGCCACAGAAUUGGUCCCAAGCACAAAAGAAGUCGUUUUGAGUAACGGAUAUCGCAUCAAGUAUGACAAAGUGUUUGUCGCAACGGGAUCUUCAGCGCGAAAAAUCGACAUUCCGGGGGCAGAUUUGAAAAAUGUUUGUGUGGCACGCAACGUUGACGACGCCGCCUUCAUCCAAAGUCAACUGAACAAAGAUAAGCAUGUGGUUGUCUUGGGUGUGAGUUUUAUCGGGUUAGAAGCAGCCGCAUAUUGCGUUGAUAAAGUUGCCUCGGUAACCGUAAUUGGUCGCGAUAAUGUCCCAUUGAAACCCGUUUUUGGCGCGACAAUCGGCGGUCGCAUCCAAAAAUUCCUCGAAAGUAAAGGAAUUGUCUUCAAAAUGAACAACGGCUUGAAAAAAUGCAUUUCCGACGAUGCGGGCAACUUAAACUCCGUCGAACUGAAUGAUGGCGAAAUUUUAAAAGCGGAUUUGUGCGUUAUGGGAGUCGGAUCGACUUUAAAUACGGAAUUUUUGAAAAACUCUGGAAUUAAUAUCAACAAAAAUGGCAGUAUUGAUGUCAAUGAGUACCUUCAAACGAAUUUCGAGGAUGUUUUUGCUGGAGGUGAUAUCGCCAAUGCUCCUGUUUUUUCGAGUAACAAUGAAAAAGUCACGAUCGGGCAUUAUGGACUCGCGCAGUAUCAUGGAAGGAUGGCAGCUUUUAAUAUGGUUGGAAAGACAAAAGCACUGAAAGCUGUUCCGUUCUUUUGGACGACGUUGUUUGGUGUGAGUUUCAGAUAUUCCGGGCAUGGAAAAGCUGUGGAUUCAAUGAUUGUUGGAGAUCUCGAGAAAAUGGAUUAUACGGCGUAUUUCUUUGAUAACAAUGAUAAAGUUAUUGCCAUUAGCAGUUGUGGACCGACGCCAGGUCCCAUUGUUGCAAGUUGGGCAGAAUUCACUACACAAGGAAAAACAAUUUAUCGCAAAGACUUGGAAUCAGAUGCAAAUGCGUGGCUUAAACAAAUCAAUAACUAACUUAAGAAAAUAUGAAAAUUCGAGAAAAUCGACUGAAACUCAAAAAAAUUAUUAAAAUGUUUUUCUGAAAAGAAUUUUCUGAAAAAAAUCGAAAUUUUUGAAAAAGUAUGAAGCUUCGAAGUUAUAUAGAAAAUUUCAAAAAUAAUUUUUAAAUACAAAAUUUUAUAAAUCCUUGGAUAAAAGAGAAAUUUUCUGACAAAAUGAAGCCAUUGUUAAUUAAUUUUAAUGAAAUUUUUGAUAUUUUAGAUCGAAAAAUUUACUAUUUUUUGCC